GAUUGCACUGUGCAUUGGGUACAAUAAAUAAUAUUCCAAUAUUUCCAAUCAUAAAUAUUAUUUCAUGGAUUUCCUCUUUUUUAACAAGUCUAAAUUAUGAUUAAUAAGACACCAGCAACCUAAUUUGUUUAGUAAUGUGAUUGAGAUCUCUUACAUAUUAAGAAAAUGAGUACAACGAACAAUGAAAUUUACGACCAACCCAAAAGGUUACGUUUUAAGUCAGUAACCAAUGUUCAGCAAUCUUCUAAUGAAAUAACUUCUACAGCAAUUGGAAAAGAUAUUAGAUGUAGAGAUGAGGAGAAAUCUGCCUCUCUUUUCGCUUUUUUACAUGUAGAGCUUACACGAGGCUAUUUACUUGAACAUGAUGAAGAAAGGUUUUCAGCAAGACGAGAAAAAGUGUAUUCUUUUAUAAAAAUCCCUCAAGAAUUAGAAAAAUUCAUGGCCUAUGGUUUCUUCCAGUGUGCAGAUUCUUUGUUAUUUGUUUACACAUUUCUUCCUCUAAGAUUCUUAAUAGCAUUUUGGUCAUUCUGUAAUAGGCUAUUUAGAAACUGUUUUGGAUUUUCUUCACACCAUUCUAAAAGUAUUUUGAAGCCAGCUGAAACUUGUGAUGUCUUAAAAGGAUUUAUUUUGUUAGUGUGCAGUAUAUUAAUGUGUUACAUAGACACAAAUAUGAUGUAUCAUCUAGUUAAAAGCCAGAGUGUUAUGAAAUUAUAUAUAUUUUACAACAUGCUGGAAGUUGGUGAUAGACUGUUCUCAGCUUUUGGCCAAGAUACAAUUGAUGCUUUGUUCUGGACAGCGACAGAACCAAGAGACAGAAGAAGGGAACAUUUAGGAGUUAUUCCCCAUUUAUUAUUUGCAAUGACCUAUGUUUUUUUACACAGUAUUUUGGUGCUAUUCCAGGCUACAACACUUAAUGUAGCGUUUAAUUCAAAUAACAAAAGUCUUCUGAUCAUUAUGAUGUCAAAUAAUUUUGUAGAGCUAAAAGGAAGUGUCUUCAAGAAAUUCGAUAAGAACAAUUUGUUUCAAGUGUCCUGCAGUGAUGUCCGAGAAAGAUUACAUCUUUCUGUACUUCUUUUCAUAGUAGUUUUACAAACCAUGAAGGAAUAUAUGUGGAAAGAGGAAAGGUUUUGGAUUCUGGCACCUGAUUGUAUACUUGUACUAACUUUUGAAGUUAUUAUUGAUUGGGUGAAACAUGCCUUUAUAACCAGAUUUAAUGAAAUUCCAUACGGAGUGUACAGGGAGUACACUGUCAGUUUGGCAUAUGAUGUAGCACAAACAAGACAAAAGUAUGCCUUUUCUGAUCAUUCUGACUUGGUCGCUAGAAGGAUGGGUUUCAUUCCAUUACCUCUAGGUGUUGUAAUAACACGAGUUUUGGUACACGCUGUCAAAGUUGAUGGGGAGUACACUGUCAGUUUGGCAUAUGAUGUAGCACAAACAAGACAAAAGUAUGCCUUUUCUGAUCAUUCUGACUUGGUCGCUAGAAGGAUGGGUUUCAUUCCAUUACCUCUAGGUGUUGUAAUAACACGAGUUUUGGUACACGCUGUCAAAGUUGAUGGGUGA
Bombyx mandarina (wild silkworm) is the source of this 1560-nucleotide messenger RNA. RefSeq names its product protein TAPT1 homolog. NCBI's taxonomy places the organism in Eukaryota, Metazoa, Arthropoda, Insecta, Lepidoptera, Bombycidae. Gene Ontology annotation, cellular component: endoplasmic reticulum membrane; ciliary basal body. The record is from RefSeq and is a predicted model, not a curated record. Gene Ontology annotation, biological process: positive regulation of cilium assembly.